Messenger RNA from Mesocestoides corti, 954 nucleotides. The record is from the annotation of a GenBank genome assembly. Lineage: Eukaryota; Metazoa; Platyhelminthes; Cestoda; Cyclophyllidea; Mesocestoididae.
AUGGUUCAUUUCGGACACGCUAACCUUGUUCGACAGGCGAAAUCAUUAGGUCACUAUCUGAUUGCUGGCAUCCAUAGUGACGAAGAGAUAUCCAGACACAAGGGACCACCUGUUUUUUCACAGGAGGAGCGAUAUAUACUGCUGAAAGCUCUUAAGUGGGUUGAUGAGGUUGUGAAAGAUGCCCCAUAUAUGACACAACUUGAGGUGCUGGAAAAAUAUGACUGCGAUUUCUGUGUUCAUGGGGACGAUAUCUCAGUCACCGAAGAUGGCGUAGAUGCCUAUGAAAUCGUGAAGAAGGCUGGUAAAUAUGUGAUCCUACGAGCCAUCAAACGUGCCAAAUCGGUGGAAUUGGGAGUCGAGAGUGGCGUUCAACCAAACAAUCUACCUCAGCCGGAGACGAGCCCUUUGUCGGCCUACACCUCCGGCAUCACGCAUUACAUGCCCAACGCGCUGCGUCUGAUGCAGUUCAUGUCGCCCCCUGGGGGUGGGGGGGCUGACAACUCUCUCGAGGGCCUGCGUGCCCCGCGGCCCGGCGAGACCGUUGUCUACGCGCCCGGAGCCUUCGAUCUCAUGCAUGUUGGUCAUGUGAAGUUUAUGGAAAAGUGCCGCGAGAUCGGGUCGUACCUUAUCGUCGGUCUCCACUCCGAUGAGUCUGCGCUGCUCGAAGCGGGUCGAAUCGGGCCAAUCCUCAACAUGCAUGAGCGACUUCUUCCUCUGUUGGCUUGUAGGUACGUCAACAAUGUCAUCCUGGACGCUCCCUUCGUCGUUACCGAAGAGUUCCUCGACUUCUUCAAGGUCGAUGUCGUCGUCGUGGGCACUCACACGGAUGACCUGCCAGACUCACCUAACGACCCCAUGGCGGUACCGCGGCGGCGCGGCAUUUACCGAAGGAUCGAAAGUGGGUCGGACGUCACCACACGACAAGUUAUUCAACGAAUCAUUGAAAAUCAGUGA